CAAUAUGUCUACCCCGGCUCGGCGGCGCCUCAUGAGGGACUUCAAGAGGCUGCAGGAGGAUCCCCCCGCCGGAGUUAACGGCGCCCCCUCGGAGAACAACAUUAUGGUUUGGAACGCGGUCAUCUUCGGGCCCGAAGGGACCCCCUUUGAGGAUGGAACAUUUAAGCUCACAAUAGAAUUCACUGAAGAAUAUCCGAAUAAACCACCCACUGUUAGAUUUGUCUCUAAGAUGUUUCAUCCAAAUGUCUAUGCCGAUGGCAGCAUAUGUCUGGAUAUAUUGCAGAACCGCUGGAGCCCAACCUAUGAUGUGUCUUCCAUUUUAACAUCCAUACAGUCUCUAUUGGAUGAACCCAAUCCAAAUAGUCCAGCCAACAGCCAGGCUGCUCAGCUGUACCAGGAGAACAAGCGGGAAUAUGAAAAGCGUGUUUCUGCUAUAGUAGAACAGAGCUGGCGUGACUGUUGACCCGGGUGCUGUGAAAGAAGAGGCUGGUCAUAAGAAAAAUAUAUAUGAUGUGUUUGUCACUUUUACUUUAUUAAAAGAAAAAUAGCUGUUAAAAAAAAA
This is a messenger RNA of Elephantulus edwardii (Cape elephant shrew), 562 nucleotides long. RefSeq names its product ubiquitin-conjugating enzyme E2 A-like. Gene Ontology annotation, cellular component: HULC complex. The record is from RefSeq and is a predicted model, not a curated record. Gene Ontology annotation, biological process: protein polyubiquitination; proteasome-mediated ubiquitin-dependent protein catabolic process; DNA repair. Bases 5 to 463 code for a protein of 152 amino acids. Gene Ontology annotation, molecular function: ubiquitin conjugating enzyme activity. NCBI's taxonomy places the organism in Eukaryota, Metazoa, Chordata, Mammalia, Macroscelidea, Macroscelididae. The transcript has a single exon.